UGGAAACUGAUAAAUAAACUGAUAACCAUCACAUAUAAGUAUUUCUUUCAGUAAAUUUAAAUACAAAAUUGCAGUGUAACAUCUAAUAUGUUAAAAUUCUUGUUCAUCCUUGCAAUAACUCUAACUUAUUGUUUUGGUGCACAUCUCCCGCUUAUAUCUGGUCUGAAAUCAAACGUUGAACUGUUGAAAGAACAUGAAGAAUACUUUGGAGAAAAAGCCGAUGAUGUCAGUAUCGGAACUGAUUCCAGUAGUCGAAGCGCUGAUGAAGAAACAACUCUGGAAAAUGAAGACGUUAUUGGAGAUCAGACGGAUUUUGAUAACGAAAAUGAUAUUUCAACAAGAUAUUGUCCAAAUGAAGACUCCAUAAAUAUGCUACGCGAAAUUGUUCAGAAACUGAAGGUCAUCGACGUGAAGGAUUUCAAAGAUAAUCAUAAAUUACAUAUGAUUUUAGAGAUGUUGCAAGAGAAAACCUGGCUAGACCAAGCAAGUGAAGUUAUGCCUAUUAUGGUUUCAAUUUUAGCUCAAUAACAAUUUCUUAAAUAGGACAACACUCUUUUUAUCUAGAACAGUUAAUCAAGGAUGUAUCAAACAAACCACACAGAAUUUAAUAAAGCUGCAAACAACAUCA
Molecule: messenger RNA, 628 nt
Organism: Aethina tumida (small hive beetle)
Lineage: Eukaryota; Metazoa; Arthropoda; Insecta; Coleoptera; Nitidulidae
Exons: 2
Coding region: 88-528 (146 amino acids)
Source: RefSeq, a predicted model, not a curated record